GAACUGCAGCGAAGAGUAGUGAAUAGUGAAUAGUGGUCUCGUCGGGUAAUCAUCUCUGCUUUACCCGCGAUGCCCUAUGAAUUUAUUUCACCUGUCAACUGUUUUGAGUCAAAACAGUAAUGAAAACAUCUCUGGGGGGGUUCGGGUCUCAGAAAUGAUAUACAAUUAAAUUCAAGAGCAUUAACAUCGAAUAAUUUAAUGGAGACGGACACUCCAGCAACGCUACAGGUGCAGGCCGACGGCGGCGCCGAAGAAGAAAACAGUGUAAUGCUCGGAGAUGGCGCUCGGGUGACCAAGAGGCCGCUCGACCGAGUUAAAGGGCCGUGGUCGCCGGAUGAGGACGCUAUGCUAAGUCAACUUGUGGGUAACUUCGGGGCCAGAAACUGGAGUCUCAUCGCCCGAGGAAUUCCCGGCCGAUCGGGAAAAUCUUGCCGCCUCCGUUGGUGUAAUCAGCUCGAUCCUGCUGUUAAGCGCAAGCCUUUUACUGAUGAAGAAGAUCGUAUCAUACUUCAGGCUCAUGCCAUCCAUGGAAACAAAUGGGCAUCAAUAGCAAGGCUAUUGCCAGGGAGAACAGACAACGCUAUCAAGAACCACUGGAAUUCCACAUUGAGGCGUCGCUGCAUGGAGCUAGGGAAGUCUAAGUUGGAAUCCAGCAAUGUGGCAGAAGAUGCAAGUGUUGAAAAAUCAAAGGCAUCUUCUGAAGAAACACCAUCAUGUGGAGAUGCAAACUCUUUCAAGUCCAGUGAAGGAAAAGAUGUGAGUUCUUUGGAACUAAUAGAUGAUAGCCCACAUGAAGAGAGAGCUCAGUCUGAAGUUCAACUCUGUGAGAAAUCAGUAGUCCCUCCUACUCUAUUUCGUCCUGUCGCUCGCAUUAGUGCAUUUAGCGUUUAUAAUCCUCUCGAUGGAGCAGAAAAUGUAUGUUUAUCUCCUAGGUUAGUUUCCUUCCAAGUGCCCUAUCUCCAAGCCUCAAAUCCAGAUGUAGGAAUCUGUAAAUUGCUCGAAGGAGCCUAUGCUGACCUAUUGGUACCUCACCGAUGUGGCCAUGGUUGCUGCGAGAUUUCCAGCAAGGUAGCACCAGUAGGCUCAUUGCUGGGCCCUGAAUUUAUUGACUAUACAGAACCUCCAUCCUUCGCAAGCCACGAAUUGGCAGCAUUAGCCGCAGAUAUAAGUAAUGUUGCUUGGUCUAGGAGUGGGUUGGAAAGCAGCAGCAUUAAAGCAAUGGACAAUACAGCGUGCGGGUUAUUCUGUGGCAGCAGUAAUCAACAAAUGAGACAUUUUGAGGACAGUGGAGAGAAUGAUAAUUCGAGUUUUGAAGUGGGAAAAAGUGAGUUAACGGGCAUCACUCCUGAUGCAUUAUCAGCCUCGAUGAGUAGGCAACCUCUACUAACACAAGAUGAAGUUGGGGGUGCUGAGUAGAUUUGAGCAAUUGCAUUUGUAUGAUUUACCAAAAUCUGAUAGCUAUGUAUGAAUUGGACGCAAUGAAGAUGAUUCUGCUCCUGAAAUCUUUAUUUCUCAUGGGAUUAGAAUCAUGCGAUCAAUAUCUUUAUUGCUUGUUGACUGGAAUGACAAAGUUGUGAGCAUAUAAGAGAGCUGAAUUCGCGGUCCCAUCAAUGGUCUUGAUCAGAAGUUGAUUAGUGUUUGCUUGUGCUAGUAGUAGAAUCAUAAGAUGGUAGGCUGUGUUGUGGAGGUGAAGAUUCAGUUCAGCAGCAAUACUUAACAGUCUUUAGUCCAUUUCUGCUGUAGGUCAUUUUUUUUUUCUGUUUUGGUUUUUUUUCCCUUAGGUAGUUUUCUUGUGACAGACCCAUUGAAUCCUGUUGUUUGUUUAUGUUCUUUGCUAGUUAACUAGUUAAAUGCCCGGUUAAUCUGAUAUGGGUCGAGAAAGUUCUAGUGUCUAAGAUACCAAGUCAUGGUCUUAGAUCAAUUGACUGUAACGAUCUUAUGUUCUUUAAUGGUUAUUCUGAUCCAUCUUGUUCUUUUA
This is a messenger RNA of Sesamum indicum (sesame), 1978 nucleotides long. RefSeq names its product myb domain protein 1 (gene MYB1). Gene Ontology annotation, biological process: regulation of DNA-templated transcription. Gene Ontology annotation, cellular component: nucleus. Lineage: Eukaryota; Viridiplantae; Streptophyta; Magnoliopsida; Lamiales; Pedaliaceae. The record is from RefSeq and is a predicted model, not a curated record. Gene Ontology annotation, molecular function: DNA-binding transcription factor activity, RNA polymerase II-specific; RNA polymerase II cis-regulatory region sequence-specific DNA binding.